UUUUUUGGAUAUUAUUUACCCAAUGGCAAAACUCUUAUCUACCCAGUGUUUGAACUCUUACUUACCCACAAUCUAAGCUUUUAUAUACAUAUUGACAAAACUCUUAUCUAUCCACUGAGUGAACUCUUAGCUACCGGUAAACAAAAUUUUUAUCUACACAUUGUCUUAAAACUUAUCUACCCAGUGUUUAAACUCUUAUCUACCCAUACCCUGCGCUUUUAUCUAUACAUUGUCUACAUUUUAUCUAACCAUUUUCUGGACUCUAUCUGCCCAGGACCAGAACUCUUGUCUACCCAGUGUCGACACUUUUAUCUAAACAUUGUCUGGAUUUUAUCGACAGUGUCUGAAAUUUUAUCUAAACACUGGUCGAAUAUUAUUUAGCCAGUCGCAAAACUCUUAUCUACCCAUAAAAAACUGAACUCUUAUCCACCCAUACAUAACUUUUAUCUGUCAUAACUCACAUCUACUCAAUUGAUGGAACUCUUACCUACCCAGUGUCAAAACUUUUAUCUACAUUGUUGCUCCGAAAUGAUUUUUUUACCCAUUGCCAAAUCUCUUAUCUACGAAUUGUUUAACCUCUUAUCUACCAAGUGUUUGAACUCUUAUCUACCCAGAGUCUUAGCUUUUAUCAAAACAUUGUCUAAAUGUUGGCUACCCCUUGUCUGGUCUCUUGUCUACCCAUGA
Meloidogyne enterolobii is the source of this 684-nucleotide messenger RNA. Lineage: Eukaryota; Metazoa; Nematoda; Chromadorea; Rhabditida; Meloidogynidae. The record is from the annotation of a GenBank genome assembly.